Leptopilina boulardi is the source of this 2953-nucleotide messenger RNA. RefSeq lists its product as uncharacterized. The coding region runs from base 1768 to 2553 and encodes 261 amino acids. The record is from RefSeq and is a predicted model, not a curated record. NCBI's taxonomy places the organism in Eukaryota, Metazoa, Arthropoda, Insecta, Hymenoptera, Figitidae. The transcript has a single exon.
CAAUUAAAAUAAAAAAUUAAGAAAAUACUGUCUAUUGAAAAGUAUAUUAAAAUAAAAAUGUCAAAAAUCGAUUUCUGUUAUAUUCAAAAAAUUUUACAAAUUUUAUUUAUGCCGCAAUUAAAGAAAAUUUACAUCUUUGAGUAUCAUCAAAAGGUUUUGAAGACAAAAAGUUUUUAGCUUUAAUUUUAAUUAAUAAAUCACAAAUUACAAUUUUGGUUCAUAGUCAGUUUAUUAUCUAUUCGAACUAUUAUUGAAAAAUUUAAUUUGUAAAUUAUUACACAGGACCACAAAAAUUUUUUUUGGAAAAUAUACAUUGACAGGACUAUGUGUUCUAUACGUAUUUUGACGUGCUGAAUUCAAAUCUGGGCCUACUUUUGACCCAGCACGUCACAGUUUCGAGAUAAGUGAAAAAAUACACCAAAAAAUCAAUUUUUUUAAUAAUUAUCGAACUUUUAUAAUGGGACGUAUUUCGCUGAUAUUAUUCUUCAUAUGACAGUUGAAAAUAUCAUAAUUAUUUGUAAGAUUGACUCUUAAUUGUUCCCUAAAUAUGUGAAUGAAAUUUAAAACCGUUAAAUAAUUAAGUAAAAUGUAAUUAAAUGUAUAUAUAUUAAAAAUAUCCUUUCUAUCAUCAUUUCUCUAUUUUUGUAAAUUAGUAGAAAAAAACAAGUUAAUUUUUAAGGUUUGGUUAUCCAGUGCUAGUUUCAGAAGUUAUAAAAAAUUCAAUUUAUUUUUGACGUGAAAAUGUCUUGUAAAAACAGUCCGAACGUUUUUUGUAUUAUUUGUGGGGAAUUUGUUGUUUCAAAGAACAGGAGAUCAUUUUCUGAAUGUGCAAAAGAAAUGUAUCAUGAAUGUUACAAUAUUUCAAUGACUAAUUUGGAUAAUGACUGGACUCCAAAUAUUACGUGUUGUUGGUGUUUUGCUGAUCUCCGACAAUGGAAAAAUGAUGAUAGAAAGAAGGUACGGUUUUAUUCUCCAAUGAUUUGGCGUCAACCUGAAAAUCAUGAAGUGGAUUGUUAUUUUUGUCUCUCAAAAGUUAUUGGUUACAACAGUAAAAAUAUGCAUUUGAUUAAAUACCCCCAAGUAAAAUCAGUGACAUUCCCUGUUGCUUUUAAUGAUAUUGAAAAAAACAAUCUUCUUCCCAAUGAAUCUGAAACUUCACAUUUAUCCACCAUUGAAAAGUCAGUAUCAGAAAAUUUUGAAGUUAAUGACGAAAAGUUUGAAGUUAUUGGACAUGCAGAUUAAGAUGCAGAUACUGAAGAAUCUGACAAUGAGACAACAGAUUUUUCAAUUGAAACCGAAAGUGAUUCUGACUUUGAUGUAAAAAAUGAGCAAACUUCAUUUAAUCAAUUGGAAUUAAAUGAUCUCGUUCGUGAUCUGGGCCUUUCUAAGGAAAGUUCCGAACUUCUCGCCUCUAGGUUAAAAGAAAAGAAUGCUCUUGCUCCUAAAAUUAAAAUCACUUUUUAUCGGAAUAGAGACAUUUCUUUCAGGGCUUUUUUUUCUCGAGAAAAUUCUUUAGUUUAUUGUAAUAAUGUUGAGGGACUCAUAAACACAUUUGGAAGUUAUUCUUAUAAACCUUCUGAUUGGCGACUUUUUCUUGACUCAUCAACUACAAGUUUUAAAGCAGUCUUAUUGCAUAAUGGAAACAUUUACGCUCCUAUUCCCUUUGCUCAUUCCGUGGUUUUGAAAGAAGAAUAUAAAAAUGUAAAAUUUGUACUUGAAAAGCUGCAAUAUGAUCAACAGAAAUGGCAGGUCUGUUGUGAUUUGAAGAUGAUUACAAUUCUAUUAGGGCAACAAAGUGGUUUCACCAAGUACCCUUGCUUUAUAUGCGAAUGGGACAGUCGUGAUCGGAAACAACACUAUAUUAAAAAAGAUUGGCCUGUGAGAAUUGCUUUGUUACCAGGGACGAAAAAUGUUUUACUUCAACCCUUAAUCGACCCGUCAAUGGUGAUACCUCCUCCCUUGCAUAUCAAGCUGGGUUUAGUUAAACAAUUUAUUAAAGGUCUGAAGCUGAACGUCAGUGAAGCCUUUCAAUACCUGUUUAUUAAGUUUCCAAAGCUAUCUGAUCCAAAAAUAAAGGAAGGUGUGCUGAAUGGUCCGCAAAUAAGAGCACUUCUUAAAGACUAUGAAUUUGAACGAAAAAUGAAAGAAAACGAGAAAGCUGCAUGGAUUAGUCUAAAAAAUGUAAUUACCAAAUUUUUAGGGAAUAAGAAAGAUCCGGAUUACAAAAACAUCGUCGAAGAGAUGUUAAAGAACUUCAAAAAUUUAGGAUGUCUGAUGAAUUUAAAAAUGCACUUCUUGCAUUCGCACAUUGACAAAUUUCCUGAAAAUUUAGGAGACUUCAGUGAAGAACAGGGCGAGAGAUUUCAUCAGGAUAUUAAAGAUAUGGAAAGGCGAUAUCAAGGAGCGUGGAAUGAAAAUAUGAUGUCAGAUUACUGUUGGUGUUUGAAUCGCGACACGGCAGUGAAACAUAAAAGGAAGUCAAUUCGAAGGUCAUUUGAAAACAAAAAAACUCGAAAUUUAAAAGCAUUAGUAGAAGAAGAAGAAGAGAAGUGAUCAUUAAUUAGAUAGUUUCUUUGGUUCAAUUUGGUAAGUUAAAAUGUCAGGUUUUCCUUUUUAAUAACAAUAUUUCUUAUUUUAUAUUAAAAGAUAAACCUAAUACAGAAAUCGUUGCUGAUCUUUAAAUGGUUUUUGAAGAUAAUAAAAAUGACAUGAAUGCCAUACAAACUUUUCUCGUUUAAAAACAAACAUCUACGCUCUUUGAAUAUCGUGGAAAAAAGUGCUUUUUACUGAUUUAAUUGGUAAGUUUUACAUUUUAAAAAAAUUUACAGAACAAAUAGGAGUAAAUUCAUACAAAUAUAUAUUAUAAAAUUUUCAACUGAUCUGUGGAAAAUUAUCAGAGAAAUACGUCCCUUUAUAAAAGUUCAAUAAUUAUAAAAAAAAUUGAUUUUUUGGU